AUUUCUGACUUUGGCCUUGCGAAGUGGCUCCCGGACCAAUGGACUCACCUGACCAUAUCACAAUAUGAAGGCACAUUUGGCUACCUUCCUCCCGAGUUUUUCCAGCAUGGCACAGUUGAUGAAAAAACUGAUGUCUAUGCUUAUGGUGUAUUAUUGUUGGAGCUCAUCACUGGACGUCCAGCUUUGGAUAAGUCACAGAAAAGCCUCGUUAUGUGGGCUAAACCAUUGCUCACUGAGAAAAACAUAGAGGAACUCGCCGAUCCAUCUCUUGGCGGAGCCUACGACCUAGAGCAGAUAAAUCGCAUGGCCCUGAUUGCUUCUAUAUGCAUUCAUCAGUCUCCAGCUGAACGGCCUCAAAUGAGCCAGGUUGUUAGGAUGUUGAAAGGUGAUGAAGGGAUCUUGCAGAGCAAGAAAAAAUUUCAAAAAAGACCAGCCUUUAAGAGGACAUGUUCAGUGGAUCUGUCUGAGGAUGAAGAAUACAACUCCCCCCAGCAGUUAAAUGAUUUGAACCAGCAAAACCAGAUUGCAUUGGAGCUCUAA
Messenger RNA from Ilex paraguariensis (yerba mate), 540 nucleotides. Lineage: Eukaryota; Viridiplantae; Streptophyta; Magnoliopsida; Aquifoliales; Aquifoliaceae. The record is from the annotation of a GenBank genome assembly.